Molecule: messenger RNA, 1699 nt
Organism: Rattus norvegicus (Norway rat)
Lineage: Eukaryota; Metazoa; Chordata; Mammalia; Rodentia; Muridae
Source: RefSeq, a predicted model, not a curated record
UGUUGUCACCUACCAGGAUAUGCUGGAAUUUCACCAUGGACAAUACAUGCCAAUCUCAGGCCAAUAAUCAAUACUAUAUAAGGUGGAGAUGGCUCUGGGUUUUUCCACCACCUGUCCUUGGUCUCCGAACUCCAUCAGAAGCAGAGAAUCCAGGCUCUAACAUGGUGAAGUUUCUGCUGAUUGUUCUUGCAUUAGGUGUAUCCUGUGCACAUCAUGAAAAUCUUGAUAUCAGUCCCUCAGAGGUUAAUGGGGACUGGCGCACCCUUUACAUAGUUGCAGAUAAUGUGGAGAAGGUAGCAGAAGGUGGAUCCCUGAGAGCUUACUUUCAGCACAUGGAAUGUGGUGAUGAAUGCCAGGAACUCAAAAUCAUAUUCAAUGUCAAGUUGGACAGUGAAUGUCAGACACACACUGUUGUGGGACAAAAACAUGAAGAUGGGCGGUACACUACUGACUACUCUGGUAGAAAUUACUUCCAUGUUUUGAAGAAGACAGAUGACAUUAUUUUCUUUCACAACGUUAAUGUCGAUGAGAGUGGAAAGGAGACAAAUGUGAUUUUAGUUGCUGGGAAACGAGAGGACCUGAACAAAGCACAGAAACAGGAGCUUAGGAAGCUGGCUGAGGAAUAUAAUAUUCCAAACGAGAAUACUCAGCACUUGGUGCCCACAGGUAACAUCAUCGUGCUUCACACCGAAAACACUUGCACUUGAAAAUAUCCAGAAUAAUCAUCAUUUCAGCCUUUUAAAUGAGAUUUUUAAUUAUUUAAAGUCACUGGAAAUAUUAAGGAGCUCUAACAAUGUUUUUUUUUGUUUGUUUGUGGUUAUUUCCUUCUUCACUUGUCUGUCACAGACACUUGUAACCAAUAAAGACACCAUAUGGGUGAGUACAAGCAGGGCAGUUGAGCCAGCUAAUAUUUUAAUCUUCUAGAAAUUCAUUCAUUAGUCUAUUAGUUAUGCAUUUAACAGACAAUUCUAUCUAUAAUUCUAACUACAUAUAUAAUCAGAGGGGCAAACCUAUGAUUUAUGUUGCUGUUAAUCUUUAUAACUUGGGAAAAAGUGACUCUCCUACUGCAAAGUGUAGAUUUCUUUUAUCUUAAAGGUGAUGGGGAAGAAUUUUGGGAAACUCUUGACUUUUAAAAAUAAGUGAUAUUUGUGAUACUCAAGAGUGUAUCUUGUAUUUGGGAAUACUCUAAAUGUAAAUGAAAUUUGUAGAAGUCUCUUUAGUCACUACCUUGCACAUAGCUUUUGUGGUAGGUAACAUUUAUACAGAAAAAUGUCAAUCUCAAGUCCUGUAUAGUGUUAUGGAAGUAAAGCAAGGACCAACAUAGGUCUAACCCUGUGACAUGUGUAAUUUUUAAAAUCAAACCUUCUACCAUAUUCCUCAUUGAUUAAUUUUUGUUUUUCAUUUUCAAUCUCAGAAAGAUCAUGUCAGUACCAUCUCCUCAUGCAAUCUUACUUUUUUGUUUGUUUGUCUUACUUUCUGCUUUUGAAGCUUCACAAAGGACAGCAAGGUCAACAAUAUUUCCCACAUCACCUUUUCCAUGAAAUCAGAAUCGUGACAAUGAAGAUAACUCAUCCUUUUCUUACUUUUUCUUUUCAUCUUUCCUAUGAAGCCAGAAAAUCUGCUUCGUGGAUUUGUUUCCCACCCUCCUAUCAUGGUACUGAUUCUUCUGUUGAUGAAAUAAAUUGAUUUUUCAUGCACA